Messenger RNA from Centruroides sculpturatus (bark scorpion), 1809 nucleotides. It is a transcript of the gene Gdi, whose product is annotated as rab GDP dissociation inhibitor alpha-like. Gene Ontology annotation, cellular component: cytoplasm. Gene Ontology annotation, molecular function: Rab GDP-dissociation inhibitor activity. Lineage: Eukaryota; Metazoa; Arthropoda; Arachnida; Scorpiones; Buthidae. The transcript has 6 exons. The record is from RefSeq and is a predicted model, not a curated record. Gene Ontology annotation, biological process: small GTPase-mediated signal transduction; vesicle-mediated transport; protein transport.
CCAUCACCUCCGAUAGAAGCGAUUGGUCGCAUUUUGUACGGGCUUUAGCAGCCAUUCAUCCGCUGGCGGUGUGGCUGGUUCACUGAUAAAAAUCGGAAAAAAAAUUUAGUUGUAUUUCGGAUCAGAGUUUUAAAAUCUUUUCUUUACGAAAAUCAUGGAUGAAGAAUACGACGCUAUUGUUUUAGGUACUGGUCUUAAGGAAUGCAUCCUUAGUGGACUACUAUCAGUAAGUGGGAAAAAAGUUUUACACAUUGAUAGAAACAAGUAUUAUGGAGGUGAAAGUGCUUCUAUUACUCCACUUGAAGAAUUAUUUGCAAAAUUCAAUUUGCCGUCAGCACAGUUGGAUGAAUAUGGACGCUCAAGAGAUUGGAAUAUUGACCUUAUUCCAAAGUUUCUCAUGGCUAAUGGUCAGUUAGUUAAAUUGCUCAUUCACACUGGUGUAACUCGUUACCUGGAAUUUAAAUCUGUUGAAGGAAGUUAUGUUUAUAAAGGUGGAAAAAUUUUUAAAGUUCCUGCAGAUGAAAAAGAAGCUUUAGUAUCAAAUCUCAUGGGUAUGUUUGAAAAAAGACGUUUCAGGAACUUCUUGAUUUUUAUACAAGAAUUUAGCAUGGAAGAUCCAAAAACAUGGAAGGAUAUUGACCCCAAUAAAACUAAUACUGCUCAAAUGUAUGAGAAGUUUGGAUUGGAUAAAGAUACAGCUGACUUUACUGGUCAUGCCUUAGCUUUGUAUCGAGAUGAUGAGUAAUAUUUAAAUAAACCUUGUGUUGAGACAAUUUUAAAAAUUAAGCUGUACAGUGACUCUCUGGCACGAUAUGGAAAAACCCCAUAUUUGUAUCCACUUUAUGGUUUGGGAGAACUGCCACAAGGAUUUGCACAAUUGAGUGCUAUUUAUGGUGGUACGUACAUGUUGGAUAAACCUAUUGAUGAAAUUGUCCUGGAGGAUGGUAAAGUAGUUGGUGUACGUUCUGGAAAAGAGAUUGCAAAAUGCAAACAAGUAUAUUGUGACCCAUCCUAUGUUCCUGAUCGUUCAGAAAAAGUAGGACACGUUCGUUGUAUUUGUUUGAUGAAUCAUCCUAUUCCAAAUACUCAGGAUGCAUUAUCUUGUCAAAUCAUCAUUCCACAGAAACAAGUAGGCCGAAAAUCAGAUAUCUAUGUUUCAUUAGUAUCUUACACUCAUCAAGUUGCAGCUAAAGGUUGGUGUGUAGCUAUGGUUAGUACUACAGUGGAAACCAAUAAUCCGGAGAAUGAGAUUAAGCCUGGACUUGAUGUAUUGGGACCAAUCAGACAAAAAUUUAUAUGGGUGAGUGAUUUUUAUAGACCAUGAUGGCAGAUAGAUGAUGGCAGAGAAAGCCAGAUAUUUAUCUCUGAAUCUUACGAUGCCACUACUCAUUUUGAGACUACCUGUCUUGAUGUAUUGGAUAUCUUCCAUAGAGGUACAGGAGAAGAUUUUGAUUUCUCUAAAGUCAAGUAUAACUUGGGAGACAAACAAGAUUAGAAAUUUCAAAUAGCUCUUUCAUGUCCCAUUUUGUCAUUAGAGAUAUCCUUUCUAUACAGUUCUCUUUAAACUGCUGUGAUGAUGAAGUUUCAGGAGAGUUUCCAGAAAUCAGCUUUAUAUGUUUUAUUUUUUAUUUUUAAUUGUCUUUUGAAAAAUUGGUGUAUGUAUACAUAUCUUGAAUGAAAAGGGAGCAAAUUGUCCAAUAGAGAAUAUUGUCCUAGGCUGUAAAAUCUUGUCAUUUCACACUGCAUUUGUUUCAACAGUUAAAUUGUAAAAAUAGUAAUAUGUGACCCUAUAAAUGUUACAAUAACCCA